AUGUCUGCUGAAGGAAAAUCUGUCUUUUUAACCGGAGCCAGUGGUUUCGUGGCCUCUCAUAUUCUGUCCCUUCUGAUUAAGGACGGAUACAGACCUACUGCUAGUGUUAGAUCUCCUCCAAAAGCCGAUCAGAUUCUCGAAGUACAUCCAGAAUGGAAUGGAAAGGUAGAUCUUGUUUUUGUCCCUGAAAUCACAACACCCGGAGCCUUCGACCAUGUUUUCAAGAACCAAAUUAAUAGGGGCGGCUUUGAUUACGUUAUUCAUACCGCGUCUCCAGUCACAUUUUCUGUCGACGACGUGAAAAAAGACUUGAUUGAUCCUGCUAUUCAUGGAACCAUCGAAAUGCUAAAAGCUACCCAUGAGUUAGGUGGCAAGCAGGUCAAGCGCUCCAUUUUACUGGGAAGUGCUGUCUCGGUACUUGAUUCGUUUGAAGAUUUGAGUGCUCCCGAAGGAAAGCCUUAUACAGAAGAUGACUGGAAUUCUGCAACUGAGGAUGAUGCGGUAUCAUCUCAGAGCUCUCUCGGAUAUAAUGUUGGCAAGAAAGCUGCCGAAUUGGCUGCAUGGUCCUUCGUUAACGAAAAUAAGCCUGCUUUCGAGCUUGUGGUAAUCAAUCCCGAUGUCAUUAUAGGCCCCAUGCUCCAGCCCGUCCCUGGUCCCAAGAACGUCAACGAAACCAAUGAGUCUGCUUGUUAUGCUUUCAUCAAUGGCACUCACAAGAGUGUCAAUGAUGCCAUGUUCGCGUUUUGGGAUUUCGUCGAUGUUCGCGACGUAGCUCUAUUGCACAUUAUCGCACUCACCUCUCCACUUAUGGCUCAUAAACGCAACAUUAUCUCCUCGGGUCCUCUCUCUCCUCAAUUGGUCGUGAAUGCAAUUCGGAAGAACUUCCCUGAGUUGGAAGGAAGAUUGCCCGAAGGGGGUGACGAAAAACAAGUUUUCCCAAAAGGUUUACAUCCGACCCCAUUGGAUCACCACAGAAGCCUAGAGAUCUUCCGACAGGCUAAGGGCCCGGCGUGGAAAUAUAAGACUUUGGACGAAUCCAUAGUGGAAACAGUAAAGUCCUUGCUUGAGCUGGAGCAAAAGUGGAGUUCUUAA
Messenger RNA from Sclerotinia borealis F-4128, 1092 nucleotides. NCBI's taxonomy places the organism in Eukaryota, Fungi, Ascomycota, Leotiomycetes, Helotiales, Sclerotiniaceae. The record is from the annotation of a GenBank genome assembly.